Molecule: messenger RNA, 1626 nt
Organism: Parnassius mnemosyne (clouded apollo)
Lineage: Eukaryota; Metazoa; Arthropoda; Insecta; Lepidoptera; Papilionidae
Source: the annotation of a GenBank genome assembly
AUGGGGGAUAAAGUGCCGUUUAAAGUUUAUGCUUACUGGAAAGACCAAACUAAACCUGAAGUCCGUAGGUUUGCAAUUGAAAAGUCUGUAGUGACUAGCUUCUGUUACCUUGAUGCUAAGCUUCAAGAUGUAUAUCCUAGUUUGAGGCAAAAACGUUACACUGUGUCCUGGAAAGAUGAAGAAGGUGAUGAUGUGACUAUUUCAUCUGAUGAUGAAAUGAUAAUUGCCUUAUCAUCAAUGAGUGAGAAUCUCAUGAAGCUUUAUGUCUAUUGCAAUGAUGAAGCACCAAAAGAGAUUGAGUGUGAUGUUGUGAUUACUGCUACAGCUGAUGAUGGUGCUGGAGACAGUAACUUACCUCACAGUGGUGUUGUUUGCGACAUCUGUGAUGCUCCAGUGGUAGGAUUCAGAUACAAAUGUACCUCAUGUGCUGAUUAUGACCUCUGCUCAAAAUGUGAGUCUGCUGGCCACCAUGCUGAGCACAUUAUGGUGCGUGUUCCCAUGCCUAAUAUGCCGCGUACUACUAUAAGAGCAGCUAUUAGAAGGUCGCGUCAUAUUAUGAAGGCAGUUGCGAGUUCUAUGGCAGAGCCGGAGUGCCCUUACAAAAGACAAAAGCGGGAUCGAAGCGCGGAUAAGAAACGUCAUCACAAUCAUUACGAAUCCAGCCGCGGAGAGCAUCAUCAUCGUCGCUCCCGCACUAGUUGGCUCGAAACUUUCGCCACUUAUAUGAACGAAUUUGCAAAUCUUGCUGGUGACAUUGAUACAGAAACCGACAAAACUAAAGACAAGGAGCCGAAGCCCAAUCAAACGGAGCCUCAAGAACAACCUAAGACAACUCGGAAUGCUCAAGUUCCACCUAAACAACCAGAACCAAGUACAUCUAAGGCUGAAAAUAUUCAAUGCCCAUUUUCUUUUGAUAAGGGUCAGGAAAAUAUUCAGAAACUGUUGAAAAUGGUUUAUGGUACUGAUUUAAACCAAUUGUUGUCGCAGCUUGCUGCAUCUCAUGCAAAUAAUGAUGAUAAUAACCAAGAAAAUAAUAAUAAGGAAUCUGAAGUUGACAAGGAGAGUGUUAAAUCUGAAGUAUCUUCUACUUCUAGUGAGCCUAAAAAUACCGUUAAGAAAGAUGAAUCUCCAGAGAAAGCUGAUGAUUGGACAGUCAUCAACAAAGAAAAAGAUCUAAUGGAUCCAGAUGUCAAACCUAGUGCACCAAUAGAACAACCAACAAAUAUUGGUUUUAACUUGCCUGAGGAAUUCCAAGAACGUGUUAAAAUCUCUGAUGGCCUGUAUCCUCCACUUCAUACUGCUUCUGCUGUGUUGAAUCCUAAAGAGCCUGAGCGUCCUAUUGCAUCACAAGAACCGGUUAAGCCACAAAUGACUGAGACUGCAAAGCAGAAGAUCUCUACUGCACAACAAUCUUCCAGCCAGCCCUGGACACAACCACAAGUGUCACAGCCAUCUCAGCCAAUACCAUGCUAUCAUGCUAAACCUCACAUAGAUGCUGCGAUAAAACACAUGCUGGCUAUGGGUUUCACUAAUGACGGCGGUUGGCUGACUCGGCUGCUUGAGAGCAAAGAUGGCAACAUUGCUGCUGUACUUGAUCUUCUCACUCCAGUUACUCCGAAGAAAUAA